This is a messenger RNA of Corythoichthys intestinalis (scribbled pipefish), 3066 nucleotides long. RefSeq lists its product as uncharacterized. The coding region runs from base 611 to 2128 and encodes 505 amino acids. Lineage: Eukaryota; Metazoa; Chordata; Actinopteri; Syngnathiformes; Syngnathidae. The transcript has 4 exons. The record is from RefSeq and is a predicted model, not a curated record. Gene Ontology annotation, biological process: positive regulation of translation; positive regulation of cell size.
UCGGGCAGCGUUUUAAUUGCGUCGUGCAUUGCAGGACUUCAGUUGGGAUAAUGAGUUGGGCUCCUGAUUUCAACCCUGUUUCUUAGAGAGGUUCAAAGCCAUUUGGAGUCAUUACAGCAGGACUUCUGGAUUUCACACAGAGACGACAGAGGGGCUACAAAAAUCCAGGUACAGCUAACUUUAUGUGAGGGACAGUAAGAAUAAGCGUAACAAAAACGUGAGAAGGAGGAAAACGAGAAGGAGGAGAGUAGCGGGAAGGGAGACAAGCCGGAAUACAGAGAGACAGCGAUAGAGAGAGAAAGAGAGAGAGACUCCUGAGGCAGUAAGUGAGGCGGAACAGGGAAGCGUGAGAGGUAGAAAGAAAGACAAGAGAGGGAGGGAAGAAGGGACAAGGAGGAGAGGGGGCGUUCAGAAGAGAAGAAGGAAAAAGUUGAGAGAAGGAAAGAAAGGGAAAGAAAAGGCUAGAGAGGAGAAGUGGGGGGAAACAACAGACAGGAAGGAAGGGGAGGGAGACCACUUGGGAGGAGGGAAAAGAGGUGGUUUGGUCGGGGGGAGCUGAAGAGAACUUUUCUCUUCGGGAGGCACUAGAUGAGGAAAACAGAAUGAGUGAAUGACGGGACUUCACGGAGCCAGGAGAGGUUUUUCGGAGUCUUUUUCCAUGCGAGCCUCUUUGGAUAUGUACACAGAAGGCGUGCAAGCAACUGGACAUAGGCGACUUCUCCAGCCCAAUGGUACUGUUGGCCCGUGCCCUUGCCAGCGCUGCACCCGCCAUGCUGAGCCAGGGUUCCAAGGAGCGUCCGGCAAACAGCCAGACCACCCACAUCUGGAUGGCCGUAGAGACACUCAGCCUCUUCGUGUUAAAGAGGUGAUGGGGAGGACAUUCAUAGUUGGUCAUUGCAGCACUCAGAAAAAGCCCAUGUUUCUGGGGCAUGACCCUCACAGCCAGUCAGAUGACUUGGCCCGACUCAGUCCCCCGUGGGAGUUAAACCCAGCUCAGUGGAGCCACUCGCCGGAGCCUUGCGUGAGACACUGCCAGUCUUUCAGGGAGCAGUGUGACUGUGUGACCACAUACAACCACACCAGGGCACACCCCUUUCAUGUCCGGAUACCGCAUCCACUCCCUCAUCUACGUGUCAAUGGUCAAGCGUAUGAAUGUGCAAUGUUGGCACACUGCGAUACAUUUGUAAAGAAAGAUAAGGAUACUUCUUAUUGCACCCAGCAAAAUGGCCAUUUGGAUCAUCCCUUUUCCAUGUUUAACGGGCACUACAUGCCAAACCCUGGACCCUCAAAGAAAAGAGAAACUCAUCAGGGUUCUGGUGGAUCAGUAGAGACUUGUAAUGGAGCCAUUCAGAAAGCCUUCUUCCCCACGGAAGUUCCACAAAAGCAUUUGCACCGAGACAAACAGAAUGGGCUUUGCGUCCGAAGUCGAGUUGUUAUCAGCUCAGAAGCGUCUGUUGCUAGCCAGCAUAAUUGCCAAGGUUCGGAUUUGACAGAGCAUCCAAGGGGGCAGGAUUCGGUGCGUGAUCAGAUCCGACAAGUGGUGACAGAUCUGGAGGACGUCUUGGGUGGCUUGAAGCAAGUUCACGUGGAGAUGAAAGAGGUAAUUGAGCAGAUUGAUCAUCUCACAGCUAAUAUGGACCUUGGCGAGAAGCCGAAAAGCAUCACUUGUGGUUCAUCAGGCAAAGUUCACGUCGCUGUUCAGACCGCUGCUCUUGGAGGCGAAUUUGCAAUGUCUCCUCCGUCCAGUCGCAAGUCCAUCUUGGUCAACUGUUCGAGGCGUUCAGAUGAGGACCGCAUCAUCCUGAAAACAAAUUCUCCGUCCCCUGUUCACAUGGCGUCAGUAGUCAAAACCCGCUGUUUCACCCCACCUGGUCACACUAAGGACCACACACACAUAAAUGGGCAUCCGCCUAUACCGUACCCUGACCACAAAGCAGAACACCAGGAGUCCCAUUCUCAGAACUUAAACCCUGAAGUCAUCAUCAGGAACAGCACAACGAUGUACGCGAGGACACUAAAGCCUCCGUUGUACCCGCAGAAUGGUCGAUGCAACAAGGACUCACAGCCAUCUAGCAAAGUAGGAAAGACCCCUGCCUGGAGAGGCCGCCAAAACGACAGCGUUGUAUGAAGAAAGGGAGAGGUGGUGGCAGCAGUGGUCUGCCCCUGUUGCAUAAGGCACCUGAAACGUGAUACCCUGUGGCAGCGAGUAGAGGUCAACGUCAGACCAAGGAGAGGGACAACUUAUGGAGGACAAGCAGUGGAACGACGCCUCGGGGCGGGCAUAUUUCUGAAUGGAAAACUCCCCCUGUGAAAGCCGUAUGAAUCCGGGGGUGGAGCUGCUAAAUAAAUUGACGUAUAAACUGCAAACAAACAAGCACAAAGAAGAUAUGCGCUGAUUCUCAGCAGGUGCCAGUGACGGAAGCCCAAUCCGAAUUAAAUAGGAAGAGUGAUAAGUUGCCAACCUUCUCCUUCAAAAUAGAUUGGACUUCAAUCACCAUCAAUGGCAGCAAAGGCAAACAGUCAGCGGCAGCUAAAUUGGAUAAAGAUGUGUAUCGUUAUAGCUAUGUUUAAAAACAAUGGACUUUUUUCUUACUGUGGGCCAAAUGAGAUAGAAGUGCAGGAGGCGUGAGUACUUUUCUGUGGGUUUCUCAAAUAAAUCAAUUUGACAUCUCAAUUAUCCGGUGGGUAAGAUAAUGCAUCUGAGUGUCCCAUAUUUUAACUUUGAAAUAAAAAGAAGUGACUCCAGCAUUUCAGUGUCCUUGCCAAGUGAUUUAUGGAAUUUGAAUUCCCGAGUAAGGAAAAUUUGCCAUGUUGAUCAAAAGGUGGCGCUGUGUGUUUACUGGUUUUGUCAGAUAUUCUUCUUCUUUCUCCUUCUUGCUUGUCUUUGGUUUGGCAAGCGUCUACGUUUGUGUUUGUUUAAAUCUUGUCUGAGAAUUUCACUCAGCUGCUCUCACAAGCUCCUGCUGCUAUCACAGCUCACCGCCUUGGCCCAACAACAAGUACAGUCAUCAUUGGGCCAACCGUUUUAUUCACUGAUAGCAAGUUUGUCAAGGCAAGCCGAUAUAU